UCGCCUCUGUUUGCUCGCGCAACUAAUAUUGGCUAUUCUAGCUGGGCUAACUAACCUCGGCUUCUCUGUUUUUCACGCAAAUAGGGCCUGUUUAGCAGGCUAAUAAAAAAACGGCGUAGUACGUAACUGAGAUCGCUCGGGCUACCUGUUGCAAAGUUGAUACAAUAAAUAACGGAGUUUCUUAUUGGCUGGCAUAAGAUAAACCAAUCAAAACCGUUUGAUCAUUUUGUCGUUUCCCAUGAUCCCCUUCGUUAUUCCCAUGGUGAUCGCCAUCUUGGAUCUACACAAGACCAGUAACAACUUUGUUUUUGUCAAACUAAAGCUGAAAGUUCCUUCAUUUUAACCGACAAAACAACAAUGUCCAAAGGGACUACAAUCAAGGAUGCCCUGAGCAAAUGGGAGGAAAAAAAUGGAGCGAAGGCGUCAGAGUCAAAAGAGAUCAAACUUAUUGCCCAAAUGCCUCCUGUAGAAAAGAUGGAUGCCUCCCUGUCUACUUUGUCAAAUUGCGAAAAGCUAUCACUCUCAACCAAUUGCAUUGAAAAGAUUGCAAAUCUCAAUGGUCUAAAAAAUCUGAAAGUCCUAUCAUUAGGACGAAACAACAUUAAAAAUCUUAACGGCCUGGAAGCUGUAGCUGACACUCUUGAAGAGCUGUGGAUUUCUUACAACAAUAUAGAGAAACUCAAGGGAGUUGGUGUGUUGAAAAAACUCAAGGUUUUGUACAUGUCUAAUAAUUCUGUCAAGGCUUGGGAAGAGUUUACAAAACUGGGUGAACUCCCUGCACUUGAGGAUUUGCUUUUUAUUGGUAACCCACUUGAAGAGAAACAUUCAUCUGAUGGAGACUGGCGUGGGGAAGCUACUAAGAGGCUCCCGAAAUUGAAGAAGUUAGAUGGUGUGCCAAUCGUCAAGGAGGAGGAAGGGGAUGAGGAGGAAGACUCCUGAUAGGUGGGGCAAUCCCCCUACACCCUUCAUGUAAUAUAGUGUACCAUAGAAGAACUUUUGCAGACCGCUAGGUGCCAUUUAAGCCAUUAUUCGAUGGCCUGGCAUGCUCUAAUCUGCAAACCAUUUGAUAAGAAACAUCACAACAUGGAUUGCUAAAUUGUAUGAAUCCUUAAACACUCUUAUUAAUGAUAGAGUAGUAAAUGAUUUUUUAAAAAUAAACGUUGUUCUUGAAAGUGAUACUGGUACAUUUAGAUAUACCAUCAUUGCACGUGGUACAGGAUACCAAAGCCUAAUUUGUAACCUAAGGAGAUCUCACCCAGGGCUUGAGAUGAUAGGUGGAUUUGCUUGGAUCUGCUGUAAUUUAGGCGACUGCUGCUCUACAUUUGUCCUUAUGAUCCUCUGGUGCCCAGGGGGCGUACGUACAUCCUCCCUCGGCUGCCCAAAAUGUGGGUCUUUUUAAGGCCUCUCGCAGGUAGCCUGCGUAGCUGCUCAAGGGAAGGGGAAGGCCGUGCGCACGCUUUUUCUUCUUUCACCCUCUGUCCCUCUCCAUUGAACCGCUACGCAGGCCAUCUUGCGUGUAAUUGUUUUAAAAAAAUUUGUUUAAAUAUCAAGCCUGUUUAGUAGCCCAUAGUUUUAGGGGUUUAGUACAUAAUCGAAAAAACUAUAGUUGUAAACCAUAGGUAGCCCAAGCAUGAUGUUAGUGAACUGCAAUGUACUUUAGGGCUUGUUACAUAUUAUUGUUAUUAUUAUUGUAGUGCUUACUUGUAUCUCUGACUCACCUGUAAUCCAGUCUAUACUGCGAAAGGUUGAAUUAAACUUAUUAUUAUUAUUAUUAUUAUUAUUAUAGGGGAUUUUUAUACCUCAAACUUUAUAAGAAAUUCUCACUAAAAUUGUACGAAACAGAUCAUGCGGUUAUUCCGUGUUGUCCUUGAUGCUAAUGUGAAGUUUAAAGAAUCUACCUUCAAUCCACUGGAGAGGUGAAUUGGAGGUAGAUUUCGUGAGUUUCGGGCAGUUUUAUUGAGAAUUUCUUAUAAAUUUUGAAGUAUAAAAAUCCCCUAUAUAAUAAGCCCUAACUAUAGUAUAUUGCAGUCCACUAACAUGCUUGGGCUACCUGUGUGUCAACCCCCCCAAUUGCCAUAUAUGUGGUCAGUCCCUCCUUCUCAUAUACCCCUAACUACUGUAAACACUUUUUUUGAAGCCAAACUUUUAAUUACCGCCCCUCCUGACACAAAAUACAGCUCAUGAAAUAUUAUUAGAUUCUUUAUUAAGAUCUUGGUCAGUAUAUGUACAUACAUAUUUUAUAAGUUUAAUAACUUGAUUGAAUAUUUUCAUGGUUCAAAUAUAGUUGCCACUUAA
This is a messenger RNA of Nematostella vectensis (starlet sea anemone), 2295 nucleotides long. Its product is annotated as dynein axonemal light chain 1. Gene Ontology annotation, molecular function: protein kinase binding. Gene Ontology annotation, cellular component: cytoplasm. Bases 358 to 939 code for a protein of 193 amino acids. The transcript is spliced from 10 exons. NCBI's taxonomy places the organism in Eukaryota, Metazoa, Cnidaria, Anthozoa, Actiniaria, Edwardsiidae. The record is from RefSeq and is a predicted model, not a curated record.